This is a messenger RNA of Ixodes scapularis (black-legged tick), 1989 nucleotides long. Its product is annotated as corticotropin-releasing factor receptor 1-like. The record is from RefSeq and is a predicted model, not a curated record. Lineage: Eukaryota; Metazoa; Arthropoda; Arachnida; Ixodida; Ixodidae. The coding region runs from base 1 to 1989 and encodes 662 amino acids. Gene Ontology annotation, biological process: cell surface receptor signaling pathway; adenylate cyclase-modulating G protein-coupled receptor signaling pathway. The transcript is spliced from 11 exons. Gene Ontology annotation, cellular component: plasma membrane. Gene Ontology annotation, molecular function: G protein-coupled peptide receptor activity; nucleic acid binding; peptide hormone binding.
AUGCGAGUUCUCACAACGGGCCUGAAGCAGCCGUUGGUAAAGGGCCAGCGCCUCAUCGUUACGCAUAUCGGCAGCGAAGAUGGAUUUGUCCCUGGGUGCCUGGACGUCUUCCGCGGCAAAAAAACCGGCGAGUACCACGAGGAAAUGGACGGCCCUCGGUUCGAAAAGUGGUUCGACGAUGUCCUCCAAAAACUGCCGACGGGGAGUGUCAUCGUAAUGGACAAUGCCCCGUACCAAUCCCGGCGGUUAGAGGCGGUGCCGACGACCAGUUCCCGGAAGGAGCUCAUCCAGGGCUGGCUCACGUCGAAAGGUAUUGCUUGGGACGCCAAGAUGCUGAAGAGGCAGCUCCUUGAAAUCGUGUCGUCGGUCAAGCCGCAGUACGUGAAGUACCGUGUGGACACUGCUGCAGAAAGGGUUGGUUGCACAGUGGUCAGGCUUCCAGCCUACCACUGUGAGUUCAACCCAAUUGAACUCAUCUGGGGACAGAUCAAGAAUCGUGUCGCAGCCCGAAACACAAUGUUCAAGAUUGGCGACGUUGAGAGACUCCUCAAAGAAGAAGCUGAGCAGGUCACGGCUAGUAACUGGUGCAACGCUGUGAGGCAUGUCGUCAAAGUGGAAGAAAGCUUCAAACAAGGAGGAACGACAAGUGCUCACAUCGAGCCAAUCGUCAUCGCUCUUAAUGAAGUGUCUACAGUUCCAAGCCCGGUGCACUGCAAGCCGGCCUGGGACUCGUUCACGUGCUGGCCCCCGGCUCAGGCCGGUGCGGUGCUGCGCAAGCCGUGCGCUGACAUCAUCGCGUCCCUGGACAUCUCGCUCGACGUGGGCGACAACGGCCUCGCCACAGGAUUCUAUGCCUAUCGAGUGUGCGGACUCGAGGGCGACUGGUUGUGGGGAAAUUGGACCAACUACACCGAGUGCUUGGGACUCAUCAACCACGAGCCUCAAGAAAUGUCAUCCGUGGUCUCUCUAGCGGUCAGCUACAUCCUCCUGCUCUUCUCGCUUCUCUCUCUCAUCUUCCUUUCUGCUACGAUGUUUAUUUUUUGCUACUUUCGGUCGCUGCAGUGUUCCCGAACCCGAGUUCACCAAAACCUGGUGCUUGCACUAAUGGUGCACGCCGUCAUGCUCGUCGUCCUCUCUCUGCCAGUGGUGGUGCAAUCGGACGCACCGACGCCAUUCGCGCAAAUACCUCCCCUCUGCAAGAGCAUCCUGUCCCUGAAGAUGUACGCGGCCAUGGCGUCCAUCAACUGGAUGUUCGUCGAAGGGCUGCUUCUCCACUCCAGGAUCACCAUCUGCAUCUUCCGGCAGGACGCCCCCUUCAAGCUCUACCACGCCAUCGGGUGGGGACUUCCUCUAGUGUUCAUCGUGGCGUGGGCGUACCUAAUGGAACAGCAGCUGCGCACGGCAUGUUGGGAAGGCUACGGGUCCAAUCCCUACGUCUGGCUGCUCAUUGGACCGAGGCUGGUUGCUCUCCUGGUGAACUUCGUGUUCCUGGUGAACAUAAUUCGGAUUCUGGUGACUCGGGUCAAGUCUGCCGUGUCCGUUGAGACAACCCAAUUUCGGAAAGCAAUCAAGGCGACGGUUCUACUCUUUCCACUGCUGGGCAUCACGCACCUGCUGUUUUGCAUCAACCCUAAAGACGAAGACAUGGGCCUCAAGGAGGCGUACAUGGUCAUCAACGCUAUCCUACAGUCCUCGCAGGGAAUAUUUGUGGCUGUGCUCUACUGCUUUAUGAACUCCGAGGUCCAAACGGCUGUGAGGAACGCAUACCUGCGAGCCGCCAUUCGUCGCAACCCCAACAAGGACCGUUCCUUCGUGAGGGGAAACUUCUCGCAGACGUCGACGGUGUUCCUGUCCCACUUCAACGGUUCCACGGUCGAGAACAGCGCCCCCUCGCGGCUGGGCACCAAGAUCGUCCGACAACUCCCCAAACGGGCGACGUCUGGCCCUCAGAGGAUACCGAGGAACACGGCGGCGGUGGCCGCAGUCUAG